UAAGUCUCACUUUUCUCUACAGCUUUCAUCGAGCAUGGGAUAUAGGAGAUAAGUAAGUAGGACUGCAUGAGAGCCUCAGAGAUUUGUGAGAGGAGGCGUAUUCGUUUUCUAUACUUCCUAAACAGUAUAAAGUAGGUACUACCUACUUACUUCCGGUACGUGUGCUCCUUUUUGUUGUUUGUCUCCAAUACCAGUAUUACAAGUAUAGUGAUUCAAAAAGUAUCAUAAACAGUUUGAGUGGAUAUCGAUCACAAUUGAGUUAGUGGUAAAAAUCGUGGCUUUGUAAAUAUUGCAGCUGUAAUAAGGAACUCGAUCAACAGUUCUAUGUUAUUUACGACGUUAGGUACUCAUAAACUAGAUGAUACCUAUUAAGGUGACCGUGACUUUUUUUCUUUUGACUCACAGCCGCUAUUGUUUAUAUCCAUCUCGCUCUCUGGGCCGGUCUAUUGGCCUAUUAUGACCUAUGUACUGUACACAGAUUACAUUCCGUAGGACUAUUAUACACAAUAAUACAGGAAAGCUAUUAAGAAAGGAAAGUAUAGUUGCUUCAUGCAGUAGAUACAUAACGUUCUUAAGCUGCAAACAUGCAUUUUUCUGUGCCUGACACCCAGGAUCUAGUUGAUGAUGCUGGCAGUGCAUAUGUAGGUUACAAUGUUCACAUAAAUGGUCUAUACCAUUGCACUGUUCGAUAUAAGCAGUUUUAUAAUCUUUACGAACAGCUCUUGAAAGAUUCAGACACACCUCUACCAGAGUUUCCUAAGAAAAAACUUUUUCCUUUAACUGUAACUCAACAGGAAGAGAGAAAAUCAUGCCUUGACAAAUUCAUCCAGACGAUUGGUCAAAAUACUAAUGUAAAUAAUACUGAGCUAUUGUAUAGUUUUUUACUGUGUGCUCAGAUAGAGAGUGCAGGAUGUCCUAUUAUAAAUGAAAAUAUAGAUGUAUUUCUUAUGGAUGGAACAAAAAUCAAUUUCGAUGUCUCCGUGACUGAAAAUUCUGCACAACUAUUGAAGAAAUCUUGUAAGCAAAUUGGAUUAGAUGAUAAUUUGUACUUGUAUUUUUCCUUAUUUGUUGUUUACCAAGACAAAGAAAACUUUAUUGUAUUACGAAAGCUACAAGAUUUUGAAUCACCUAUCAUCACGUUAAGCAAUAUGCGAAAAAUUGGAACUAGAAUAGUUAUUGGAAAAUGGUACUGGGACACAGAAUAUGACAAAAAUUUACUUCACGACCCAAUGGCUUUGAAAUUGUUGUAUGCUCAAGCUCUUUCAGAAGUAGAAAGAGGGUGGAUACUCACUACAGAAGAUAUAAAGUGCCGUCUAGAUAGUUUGAAAUCUCGUGGCAGCAAAGAAAAAUAUUUAGAAAUAGUCCAGUCGCUCAAAUACUAUGGACACAUACAAUUUGCACCUUGUGUUUGUGAUUAUCCUCAACCAGGUUCUAAAGUUUUGGUGACCAUAGGAAAAAAUGAACUUAAUGUACGAGCUAUACUUUUGAAUGGCCAUCCAGAAGAAAUUGCAUUUAAAGUGACAAGAAUGCGUUGCUGGCGUAUCAUUACUCUUCAUGAGGGGAAUGAUAAAGCUGGAGAAAAUAACGAUUGCAGUUUGGAGCUUUCGUUUGAAUAUUUAAUGUCGAAAGAUCAAUUACAGUGGAUUACUAUAUCGUCAAAUCAAGCUAUACUGAUGAGUGUGUGUUUACAGUCAAUGAUUGAUGAACUACUUUUAAAAAAUAUUGGCGGCGUUAAAUGUCAAGAGUCAACGGGAAAGACGUGGGCAUAUAUGACGAGAGAUGGAAACACUCGAACUAUUGCAGGAGAUGUCACACCAGAAGUUUUCGAUAAAACUACUAAGGAAAAUGAUCUUAAUAAUCGUACUAAAACAGAGCCAAUAUUCAAAAAAAUUACCGAAAGAUUUUCUGCUGUUAAAAUAAAUAAAACUACUCCAGUCAAAUCACCUGUCCUAAGUCGGGAUAGACAAUCUAAUGCUGACGGAGAUUUGCUAGAAAAUAAUGCUUUCUGUAUGAUAGGUGAUGAUGACUUGUAAAAGACUUUAAUCAAUUGUAUGUCUUGCCAUGUUACGUUUUAUACGUAUAUUUUUAUAAACAUUGCUAAUGAUAUUUAUUUGACAUAAGAACUUUCAAAAGAUAAAUUUUUAGACAAGUACUUAUCUGAAAACAAAAUUCCUAAUUCCAACUUGAAGUAUGCAUGUAAAAGUCUAUGUGUAAGAAUACACACGUAAGUGUAGUAACAUAGAUGAUUUUGUGAAGAAUUUUACAAAACGCAAUUGUAAAAUACUUUUUCAUAAGGAUAAAAGUAUUUUUAAUUUAUGUACACACUAAGGGCUGCACAAUGGAAUUAUUGCAAUGAUGUGUUAAAGUUAACUAAUAUGAAAUAAGCAGUGGCCAAACAUUUGUCUGUUAUAAAAUUAUAUGUACGGGAUAUAAAUAUAUAUUUUUAGAUAAUGCGGUUUGUACAUAACAGUGCCUGGGAAUGACGAUAAAAUUGAGAAUACAGAUAUUUUAUACUUUUUGAUUGCGAGUACUCAAAAAUUGGUAUGUUGUUUUAAGCAGCUGUUAAAUGUUACUAUUGUAAAUGUCACGUUUGAAAUUAAUAUUUAAAAGUGUUAAAGAUAAUGUUGAAGUGUAUUAAUUCUCGGUUAUAUUGCUUCAAUAUUAUACAAUUUUUUUUACUCUGGAUAAUGCAUCCGCAUUUUAAAUAAAAAAAAAAUAAUAAAAAACACAAACAUGCUAGGUACGAAAAUUAAUACAUUUGUCAAAUCGCGGGGCUUGGAUUGUUUCCAACACUAUCGAAAAUUAUACCUUGAAAAAUAAUGUCUCAAGGAAACAAUUUAGACGUACAUAUCAUGGCAGUUUUGUCAGAAAUUGUUUAUCAAAAUGUGAUAAUAUUAUACAACUCACUUGUUUAGAGGGGAAAAAGAGCAAUUGACACUUCGAAGUUUGACGAAUUUAAGAAUCUCUUGUUUGAUUGUAUUGUAGCGCACAAUUAUGUGAUUACAACAAAUGAAAUAAGUGUGUUAUGUAAAGUAUAAAUUUUAUUAUAUGUAAUUUUAAACUGCCGCCUGUACG
Molecule: messenger RNA, 3075 nt
Organism: Copidosoma floridanum
Lineage: Eukaryota; Metazoa; Arthropoda; Insecta; Hymenoptera; Encyrtidae
Gene: Snx17
Product: sorting nexin 17
Biological process (GO): intracellular protein transport; endocytic recycling
Cellular component (GO): early endosome
Molecular function (GO): phosphatidylinositol binding
Source: RefSeq, a predicted model, not a curated record